This is a messenger RNA of Knipowitschia caucasica, 393 nucleotides long. The record is from the annotation of a GenBank genome assembly. Lineage: Eukaryota; Metazoa; Chordata; Actinopteri; Gobiiformes; Gobiidae.
AUGGUGCUAGCGGCUGCAGACGAGCUCGACGUAGCCCAGAAAGGCAGCCAGCGUGAAGAGAGGCCUUUCAGUCCUCUCCCUGUCUCCUCCUCGUCUCCCUCCACACUCCCUCCUCUCCCUGUCUCCUCCUCGUCUCCCUCCACACUCAGUCCUCUCCCUGUCUCCUCCUCAUCUCUCACUCCACACUCCCUCCUCUCCCUGUCUCCUCCUCGUCUCCCUCCACACUCAGUCCUCUCCCUGUCUCCUCCUCGUCUCACUCCACACUCAGUCCUCUCCCUGUCUCCUCCUCGUCUCCCUCCACACUCCCUCCUCUCCCUGUCUCCUCCUCGUCUCCCUCCACACUCCCUCCUCUCCCUGUCUCCUCCUCAUCUCUCACUCCUGUCUCCGCGGUGA